GUCGCUGGUUCUUGUCGGAUUGUUGUUCCGGACGGAACGCAACUCAGGCGUCGACGCACAAAGAUCUCCGUUGUGAUAUCCGUCUCCAAAACGCAACUGCAUUGAAAAUAUUUCGUUUGGCCUUGCUCAAGCGACGCAGAUUGUUUCCUCUGACUGUAAUGUAACCACAGCAAACACGGCAGGAUGGACGGAGUUAUUGCUGGUCCAGCCCUUCCCCUCUCCGCGCUGCGUCUCCUCAUCCCUCCCAUUCGGCUGGUGUCCGCGGCCAUCUGGCAGACGGUGGAGCAAAAGAUAGUGUCGGACUAUGGGCUGCUCGAGGAGUUUGUGUACAUGGUCACAGAGAUGGUACCUCAACUCCUCUCCACGAGGCAGCGAGCCGAACUCAUUUUGGGUCUCAGAGCGAGGCUGAUUCUGGAGCUGUGUCGCUCCGAGGAGACUGCUGAGCCGCAUAUCAUCCAGCCACACCUGGACCGAAUGCAGAAUCUCAGGUCUCUGUGGAAUGUGGAGACCGAUAAUGCAGAACAAGAAGUUUCCGACUCACAAUUCAUGGGCCUUGUACAAAGUCUGCUGAGAGAUCCUGAGGAGAGAAGAAACUUCUUCCAGGAUGUUUUCCCAGGAGACUUUGGCCCCACAUACGACAAGGCAAUCCAGACACUGAUGUGGCUGUUUUUGUCCCGACUGGAGAAGCUUCUUCCCACCCAAACUCUCCAACAGAUCGCCUCACUGCUCAGCGACGCCUCAUCGGUCCUCAGCGAAUGCAUGAAGACGUUGGCUCAACCUCAGGAGCUCAAAGCCCUGCUUGACACUCAGAAGGACCUCAGCCAAUUAGAAAACAUUGAAUCGUACAUUGUGGACAGCGGCAUCUUGUCGGCCCUGUGCCUCCCUCCCGUAGAACGAGUCCUGAUCGUCAACGACCAGGCGGAGAGUGGCCUCAUGUACACAGUGUGCACCGAGAUGGAGAUGGAGGUGGAGUCUGAGAACAAGGAGGCGUACCCAGAGGGUACCGGGAACUCCAGUGAGAAUGCGCAAGCCAAGUGGCGCGGGGUGAAGGCGGAAACUGACACCGUGGUGGUCACGGACCCCGCCGAGGGCGACGCGGCCGACGACCACAACGACGAGCAGAACGAGGAGCAGUCCGGCACACUGAUGAUCGGGGAGGACGGCCAGGUGACUGUGCUCGACAGCGCCGAGAAGAAGCCAAACAAACGUGGUAGGAAGAAGAAGCGGCCCGACGAUGAGGACUACGAGGUGCAGGGCAAGCAGGAGGACCCCGACUUCGACGUGGCGUGGGAGAGACCGGUGCGAAAGAACCGCGGGCUCAAGAUGAAGCGGUACCUUUCGCAGUGGAGGCGGUCGGGGAAGACGCAGGGCGCCGACGACAGCCCCAAAAAGUGUGCCGACUCCCCGGCCAAAAGCAACGACCUGGACGAGAGGACGUGCAAGGUGUGCGGCACGGUGGUGAGCCGUGCCAAGUUCCUGGAGCGUCACAUGAUCCGACACUCGGAGGAGCAGCCGUACUCCUGUCCCGCGUGCAAGAGGUUUUACAAGAGCCUGCGUUACUUGCAGCAGCAUAGGUGUCCCAACCAGGCAAAGGCGAAGCCCGGCAGGAAGGCGAAGGAGCAAGAGGCUGGGGCGGACGAGGGCGAACUUUCGUCCGGCGAGGUCGCCGCGGCCUCCGAGGGGCCGCCUGACGCGGACGAAGACCCCGACGGCACGGCCUCCUUAGAGGGCUCCUCUAAGGAGUCGGGACAGAAAAGCCCCGAGGGGAACAAGAGCUUGCUGGAGGGCCCGUUCUACUGUCCCCACUGCAGCGUGGAGUUCAAGUGCAAACAGACUUUCCGCUUCCACCUGCGGAACAUCUGCUACAACGAGCAGCAGGUGGACCCGGAGCAGCCGGAGGACGUGAAGCACUGCUUCCGCUGCGACGAGUGCGACAAGGCGUUCAAGUACAAGUCGACGCUGGAGUCCCACAAGCAGACGCACAACCCGCUGUACUGCGAGGUGUGCAUGAAGCUGGUGCGCGACCCCGAGGCGCUCGCCAUGCACAAGGAGUCGCACACGCCGUUCCAGUGCAACCGCUGCGACGAGAACUUCCCCGUGUUCAAGGCCCUGCACAAGCACUACAUCGACGUGCACGACCCCGUGGAGCCGUUCACCUGCACGCACUGCCUGACCACGUUCGCCAGCCUGAAGCGCUUCAUCCGGCACGAGUGGAAGCACACGGGCUACCAGCCGUUCCAGUGCCCCCACUGCAGCAAGCGCUUCCGCUCGUACUCGGACCUCGUGGAGCACCAGAAAAAGCACACCAAGGCGUACCCGUUCCUCUGCUGGGAGUGCGGCAAGAAGUUCCGGCACGGCGUCACGCUGACGCGGCACGUGGAGCGCGUGCACCACUCGGGCGAGCCGGUGUCCGAGAAGCCCGUGCCGACGUUCACGUGCGCGCAGUGUGGCAAGACCUUCACGUCCCGUAGGUGCCUGCUGAAGCACGACAACUUCCACCACAAGGGGCUGCGCUUCCCGUGCGAGUUCUGCGGGAAGGGCUUCUUUGGCAAGGACGCGCUGGUGCGCCACACGCUGAUCCACACGGGCGAGCGGCCCUUCAAGUGCGACGACUGCGACAAGUCCUUCCGGUCCGCCGCCGAGCUGAAGAUACACCGGCGGUACCACACGGGGGAGCGGCCCUUCAAGUGCAACGUCUGCCAGAAGGGCUUCGUCCAGUCGUGCUUCCUCACCUUGCACAUGCGCACACACACCGGGGAGAGACCGUACGUGUGCACGGUGUGCAGCAAAGGCUUCUCCAGCCUGCACGGCCUGAAGCGCCACAGGAGACUCGUUCACGCGUAGUAGACGGCCUGCCCCGCUCGGCAGAUUGAAGGCCAGGUGUUACAGUAGAGCUGCGCUGUCCUCCAAAUAUCAGCCGCGUUGCUGUCGCAGCGUGUGUUGUUGGGAACUGUGUAAUUGUAUAGUGCAUUAUGAAGAAUAUAAUGUAACUUUGUAUUUUUUACAGAAAUGUUUGCUGUAGCUCUACAUAAUAUUUGUAUGUAUAAACAAUAUAAUCCUUCAUUCCUUUGGGAAUUGACUUCUUUUCUUGAAUAAAUUGAACAUUUGAUUUCAACUGGCA
Messenger RNA from Pungitius pungitius (ninespine stickleback), 3121 nucleotides. Its product is annotated as zinc finger protein 665-like. NCBI's taxonomy places the organism in Eukaryota, Metazoa, Chordata, Actinopteri, Perciformes, Gasterosteidae. The transcript has 7 exons. The record is from RefSeq and is a predicted model, not a curated record. The coding region runs from base 184 to 2844 and encodes 886 amino acids. Gene Ontology annotation, biological process: regulation of transcription by RNA polymerase II. Gene Ontology annotation, molecular function: RNA polymerase II cis-regulatory region sequence-specific DNA binding; DNA-binding transcription factor activity.